This is a messenger RNA of Aspergillus novofumigatus IBT 16806, 480 nucleotides long. RefSeq lists its product as uncharacterized. Bases 1 to 480 code for a protein of 159 amino acids. The record is from RefSeq and is a predicted model, not a curated record. NCBI's taxonomy places the organism in Eukaryota, Fungi, Ascomycota, Eurotiomycetes, Eurotiales, Aspergillaceae. The transcript is spliced from 5 exons.
AUGUAUGCUGGUUAUGCAUGCACUUGUUGUUCUGUCGCAGCCACCUAUGGCAAUCUACCUAACGCUGAAGUUACUCACAUUCAACUGUUCUUCGGGGUCUUACUAUCGGUGUCAGGUGGACGUUCUAGACUUGGUUAUGUUGCUGGACUUGAAGGCUCAGAGGAUAACCCAAUCCUUAUUGAUCUUGACAAUGUCUCUCUGUCUGAAGAAGAGACUGAGAUAUGCACUUCUCUAGAAAACUUUAAUGGCUCUCUUGAGAACCCCAUCUGGAUCUUAGAUGAGGCUACUGUUUACAGCUUGCUUCUUGACCCUGUUGGCACUCCUAAGGGGAACAUGGAAGAUCCCCAGUCAGAAAACGAGAGUAGACUCUGCGAGAGCCCUGAGAGUGACUGGCAGGGCGUAAUUCCCGCUGGUUCCCCACGCAUCUUGGCUGUGAAUUCUAUUUGCAUUCCUGAGGGAAGUGUGGAGGUUGAGCCAUAA